AUGACCAAGUAUAAGGGAUGGCAGCCCCCAUCACCAAGUCUUGGUAUAACCAAGUAUAAGGGGUGGCAGCCCCCAUCACCAAGUCUUGGUAUGACCAAGUAUAAGGGAUGGCAGCCCCCAUCACCAAGUCAUGGUAUAACCAAGUAUAAGGGGUGGCAGCCCCCAUCACCAAGUCUUGGUAUAACCAAGUAUAAGGGGUGGCAGCCCCCAUCACCCAGUCUUGGUAUAACCAAGUAUAAGGGGUGGCAGCCCCCAUCACCCAGUCUUGGUAUAACCAAGUAUAAGGGAUGGCAGCCCCCAUCACCAAGUCUUGGUAUAACCAAGUAUAAGGGAUGGCAGCCCCCAUCACCCAGUCUUGGUAUAACCAAGUAUAAGGGGUGGCAGCCCCCAUCACCAAGUCUUGGUAUAACCAAGUAUAAGGGAUGGCAGCCCCCAUCACCAAGUCUUGGUAUAACCAAGUAUAAGGGGUGGCAGCCCCCAUCACCCAGUCUUGGUAUAACCAAGUAUAAGGGAUGGCAGCCCCCAUCACCAAGUCUUGGUAUAACCAAGUAUAAGGGGUGGCAGCCCCCAUCACCCAGUCUUGGUAUAACCAAGUAUAAGGGAUGGCAGCCCCCAUCACCAAGUCUUGGUAUAACCAAGUAUAAGGGGUGGCAGCCCCCAUCACCCAGUCUUGGUAUAACCAAGUAUAAGGGAUGGCAGCCCCCAUCACCAAGUCUUGGUAUAACCAAGUAUAAGGGGUGGCAGCCCCCAUCACCCAGUCUUGGUAUAACCAAGUAUAAGGGGUGGCAGCCCCCAUCACCAAGUCUUGGUAUAACCAAGUAUAAGGGAUGGCAGCCCCCAUCACCAAGUCUUGGUAUAACCAAGUAUAAGGGGUGGCAGCCCCCAUCACCAAGUCUUGGUAUAACCAAGUAUAAGGGAUGGCAGCCCCCAUCACCAAGUCUUGGUAUAACCAAGUAUAAGGGAUGGCAGCCCCCAUCACCAAGUCUUGGUAUGACCAAGUAUAAGGGAUGGCAGCCCCCAUCACCAAGUCUUGGUAUAACCAAGUAUAAGGGAUGGCAGCCCCCAUCACCAAGUCUUGGUAUGACCAAGUAUAAGGGCUGGCAGUCCCAUCACCAAGUCUUGGUAUGA
This is a messenger RNA of Procambarus clarkii (red swamp crayfish), 1128 nucleotides long. The record is from RefSeq and is a predicted model, not a curated record. Lineage: Eukaryota; Metazoa; Arthropoda; Malacostraca; Decapoda; Cambaridae.